Apis cerana (Asiatic honeybee) is the source of this 2111-nucleotide messenger RNA. RefSeq names its product translocase of inner mitochondrial membrane 23 (gene Tim23). The record is from RefSeq and is a predicted model, not a curated record. NCBI's taxonomy places the organism in Eukaryota, Metazoa, Arthropoda, Insecta, Hymenoptera, Apidae. Gene Ontology annotation, biological process: protein import into mitochondrial matrix. Gene Ontology annotation, molecular function: transmembrane protein transporter activity. Gene Ontology annotation, cellular component: TIM23 mitochondrial import inner membrane translocase complex.
UGUUUUAGUUUUUAUUAUAAUUAUUUAAAUAUAUUAACGCGGUGAACAUUUGAGUUAAAGAAUAUGAUUCUCGACAUAUUCAGAGUAAAUGAUUUAAACUAAUUUUAGAAAACGUGUGAACGCGAUCUCUGUUCACGAGUAUAACGUGAUAAUAGUGUAAAUCAAAAUUUUAUCCAGUCUAACAUCGAAAAUGAUAGAUUUACGUGAUGAAAAUGCUAAAAAUACAAUAAAUGGUGGAAAAUAUAGCAAUUUAAAUAUACCAGUAACAUCACAACAAGGAUUAGCGCCACUUAGUCCCUAUUUAAAUUUUGAUCCUGCAUAUCUUCCUCCAAGCCAACCAGAAUAUAUAUUUCCGGAAGGAGCAGCAAAACAAAGAGGAAGAUUUGAAUUGGCUUUUAGUCAGAUUGGUGCAGCAUGUAUUAUAGGAGCUGGUAUUGGAGGUGCUACUGGUUUAUAUAGAGGCAUUAAAGCAACAUCUUUAGCUGACCAAACUGGUAAACUUAGAAGAACACAAUUAAUCAAUCAUGUUAUGAAAAGUGGAUCUUCAUUAGCAAAUACAUUUGGAAUAGUAUCAGUAAUGUAUAGUGGAUUUGGUGUGCUUUUAUCUUGGGUCAGAGGUACAGAUGAUUCCUUAAAUACAUUAGCAGCAGCAACUGGAACAGGAAUGUUGUUCAAAUCUACAACUGGCUUAAAAAAAUGUGCAUUGGGUGGUUGUAUAGGACUAGGAAUAGCAUCUGUAUAUUGCUUAUGGACUAAUCGAGAAGCCUUACUGGAAUUGAGGCAUCGCAAUAUAAAUCCAGCUAGUACUAACAAAGGAAUAAUAGAAGGGUUUGCAUUCUGUAAUUGAUAUAAAUUAUAUAUGAAUGAUUAUUUUUACAAAGGUUACCAAAGAAACUUAUAUGACUUUUAUUAACUUAUUAAAAAUAAAGAAAAAAGAAAAUUUGAAAGAGAAGAGGAAAAGAAAAUCCAGAGAAAAAAAUAAAAAGAGCGAAAUAAACUGAUUAAAUAAAACAAAUUUUACUAUUGUUUUUCCCAUAAUAUAAAAAUUAAAUAAAAAUUUAUUAUAAAUAUUCUGAUUACAUGCAUUGCAUGCAUAAUAUAAUAUAAAUUAUGAAUACGAUGUUAUUCUCACAGAUAUAUUACUUCUUUUUUACAGAUCUAAAUAAUAAAUAGGAGGAACGAGAUUUCAAGCUACUAGAAAUUCAUACAACGAAAGCAAAUUAUUUUGUAUAUAGAAAAUCAUAUUUGAAGAUUCUAUAAAAUAUAAACAUUUUAGUAAAAAUAAAUCAAAUCAAUAUGCAAUACAAAUAAAGGAAAAUCUGUAGCACUAUUAUAUAUAUGCGCACAUAUUGUGUUUUAUAUAUAUUAUAAUAGUAAUUAUUUCAUUUUAAUUUUUAUUUUAAUUUCUUUUUUAAAUAUAUAUAAUAUGAACAAGAUAUACAAUUUAUGAUAUCUGGAUUACUAUCGAAUGUCGGUAAGGUAUGAUAAUCUUAUCAAAGUUUAUCUCAAACAUUCUCGUGUUUCAUCGGUCAUAUAGUUUAAUCUGAUUUGUAUAUACUAGAAGAAAGAGAAAAUGUGAACAGGAAUAUUAUUAUUUAUAAUUGAUGUCAUUAAAAGUAUAUACAUAAUAUAUAUGUGUAAUAAUAUAAAUCGGUGAAAAUACGAAAAGAGAAAAACAAAGAUAAUUUUUCAUUGAUAUUAUCGUAUUGUCGUAUAUUAUCAUAUAUUGUAAUCAUCAAUUUAAUAUUAGUUAAAAAUAUUUUAUGAAACACAAACUUUUUUUAUUAUAAAAAGUAAUAAUAAGAAGCAUAUAUUUAAGUAUUUUACUUAAUGCAAUCCUUGACGUUUACAUAUAGAGAUAUUGCAUGCAUCGAUAAAUAUUAGCAAAAAAUUCUCAAUUUAUUUGAACUAGAAACAGACGGUAUUCAUAAAUACACAAAUAUUUCAAUGUGUUAAAGUUCUACCAAUUGGCAUGAAGAAAAUAUUUUAGCAGAGAAAUAUAUUUUGGAACUACAAUCUUAUAGAAAGAGAAAAAAAAAGGAAAGAAAUUUUCUUCUUAAAGUGCAACGUUUAAAGAUUCAUCAUCGAAUAAAUUUAUAUAUCAAAUUAAG